This is a messenger RNA of Arxiozyma heterogenica, 1449 nucleotides long. RefSeq names its product Bud22p (gene BUD22). Gene Ontology annotation, cellular component: nucleus; 90S preribosome. The coding region runs from base 1 to 1449 and encodes 482 amino acids. NCBI's taxonomy places the organism in Eukaryota, Fungi, Ascomycota, Saccharomycetes, Saccharomycetales, Saccharomycetaceae. Gene Ontology annotation, biological process: maturation of SSU-rRNA. The record is from RefSeq and is a predicted model, not a curated record. The transcript has a single exon.
AUGCCUAAAGACAACCUAUUGUUUAAACUAGAUAAUCUUGAAUAUCAAUAUCAUUAUUUAAAUAAUACACUGGAUUCUUUUAAGCCAAGAUUGAAUCAAACUAGAAAACUUUAUAGUGCAAAAGGUAAAAAAACAUCACAAAGAGUACAGAAACUUUUGAACUCAAUCACAUUACCAGAUAUCACAGAAGAAUUUAACAAACUAAGAUUGAUCAUCUUUAAUGGUAAAAUCUUCACAGUAGAAAAAAAUUUAAAAAAUUCAUUACUUAAAAAAUUGAAUCAACUGGAGAUAAAAGAUCAUGUAUUAGUUCAGUGUAAAUCUUUAGAACAAUUCGUCAAUUAUAUUGCUGUAUCUAAAUUGAUUAAGGUUUCAAUUUCCAAGAUUGUAGGUAAUAAACAAACCAAUGAUUUGGAGAAUGUGCCUGUAUGGUUUCAAAACCACAAGUAUUUAACAAUUUACAACAAUAAGAACGAUGAUUUGAAUCCAAGUAGGAUAUGGAAUGAAAUAGUAUUGAAAAUCAAAGACGGUGCUAAAAUUGUUGGAUUGUUAAUGAAUGAAAAAAAAUCACAAAGCAUUUUGAAAGUUUUUGAGAAUGGUAUGGACGUAUUUUUAAAUAUUAAUAAAGACAAAAAUAUUAAAAGUAUUAAAAUUGAACAACAAUCAAAGGCAAACUUGGAUAGUGAAAAUACAAAGAAAGACGAAAAGCAACAAUUAGAAAAUGAGGAUGAAGGGGGAGAAGGGGAAGAAUUGCAAAACGGUGAAAAAGAGUUUAUAGAUAUCGAUGAGGAUGAGAUGUUGAGACAGUACGAGGGUUUAGUGGCCGAUUCAGAUAAUGAAAAUGAAAGUGAAGGUAUUUUGGAUCCUAAUGUCAAUUAUAAUGAAGUGACAGAUGAAGAACCAAGUCAAGAGGAAAAUGAUUACGAUAUAGAUGAAGAAAGUGAAGAUGAGAAGGAACAACCUGCCAAGAAGAAAAUAAAACUACCUGAAUUAAUGACAGGUUAUUAUAGUGGUGAUGAUUCAGAAUCAGACUUUGAAGAAGAUAAAGUUGCCAAAGAACAAGCAUCGAACAAAAUCAAGAGAAAAAAUAGACGUGGUCAAAGAGCACGUCGUAAGAUCUGGGAACAAAAAUAUGGUAAAAGGGCUAAUCAUAUACAAAAAGAAUUAAUGAAACAAAAAAAGGCUCGUGAACAAAAACAACAUGAAUACGAAGCUCGUGUAGCCAAAAGAGCUGCGAAGCAAGCUGAAUAUGAUAAGAAUAAUGCAAAUUUCAUUAAAUUAGGGGAAAGGGGCUCUAGAUCAAAUCUAGAUCAAUCUAAUAAAUCAAAAGAAGAACCAGAAGAUAAAAAAAAUAAGAAGAUUGAAGAUCAUCCUUCUUGGGUUGCUAAGAAAUUAGCUGAAGAAAAAUUAAAGAAUACAAAAUUCUCAGGAAAGAAGAUCAAAUUUGAUUAA